GUGCCAGGCAGAGGCCGCUUGGCAGGCGACUGGGCAGCCAGCGGAGCGACGCUAAUUCUCCCCGGGAGGCUAAUCGGGUGGAGGCGGCGGGCAGAGGGGGGAGGAAGAAGGGCAGAAUCGCGCCCGGGAUCGACGGACGGAGCCCUCCCUGAGUUGCUGCUGCUGCUGCUGCUUCGCACAGGCUCGAGAGGGAGAGCGCGCGCGCCCCGGGCAGAGGCUCCGCGAAAACAACUUUCCUCCCAAGGCAGCUUUUGCAGCCCAAAACCGGGGCAUGCCGAAGCAGACCGAAGAUCGGCCUCCACCUGCCGUGCGAUGAGUCCUUUGUGGGGGAAGAAAACCCUUCAUCGUCGUCGUCAUCGUCGUCUCUCUGCCCGACCCCCACAUCUGGAAUUGGGAAUCACUGGCAGGUCGUUUCUGCAUGGCUAACACCGGAGCUGUGUGAGCAGAUCGCCGGACCGCUGCUGGAGGUAAGCCGUCGCUAUGGCAACGCCAGGAUGUUCCCUGAGAAGAACCAGAGGGCCGUUGUGACACAGGGGAUGUGUUUGACAGAGGGGUUUUCCUCCUUUCGGCUGUGAAGAGUAGGUCGGUUUUGUAGCACCCGUCAGCUGGUAACCUCCGGUGAGCUGGACCAGGGGUGGGGAGGGUCUUGUGGUCGCGCCUCCAAUAUGAUCAUGCCGAGACAGCUGAGAUCUAGGUCAUGCUGAGCCACCAGCUACCAAGUUAGCACCCACGGGCCCCUCAGUCUUCCUCCGAGUUCCCAGCUGCCGUCCACCAACUACCAACCAUGAAACCUGGCCAGUCUUCCUGUCUUUUGGGGUUCUUCCUUGUAUUCGCUGCUCUCCUGGCCGCAGAUCUGAUGCCAAGGGUGACCAUCCGGAGCGGGGAUGCAAAUCGGAUCCGCCCCACUUUCAGCCAGGACGAGGUUCUGAACUUCGACACGUUCCUCCUGAGUGAAGACAGAGAGACCCUUUUUGUGGGAGCCAGAGACACCAUCCUUGCCCUCAACAUCAGCGAUCCUUCCUCCAUCAGGCUGAAGGGUUUGAUACCAUGGAAGGCCACACCUGAGAAAAAGGAAGAAUGUGUUUUUAAGCAGAAGAGCCUUGAGACUGAUUGUUUCAACUUUAUCCGUGUCCUGGUACAGCUGAACAGCACGCAUCUCUACACCUGUGGGACAUAUGCUUUCAGCCCCGCCUGUGCUUACAUUCAACUGGAUGAUUUCAGCCUGGCUGCCGAUGAAAACAAUCAGUCCCUCUUCCAGAAGGGGAAGGGCCUGUGCCCCUACGAUCCUAACUAUGACAAUACAGCCAUUGUUGUUGAUGGAGAACUUUACACAGGGACUAUGAACAACUUCCAAGGCAACGAGCCCAUCAUCACUCGCACCUUGGGCAACAGAGUCAUUCUGAAGUCUGAUUUCUUCUUUACCUGGCUGAAUGCUGACGCAGCUUUUGUGGCCUCUUUCAACAUCCCAAGCCCCCCAGAUGAUGACAAGAUCUACUUCUUCUUUUCGGAAACGGGGGAGUAUGACUUCUUCGAUAAAAUGAAGGUAUCCAGAGUGGCUCGAGUGUGUAAGAACGACAUCGGAGGAGAUAAAGUACUUCAGAAGAAAUGGACCACCUUCCUCAAAGCUCAACUCUCUUGCUCCCACAAGGGCGAGUUUCCAUACAACGUCAUCCAGCACAUUGUUGCUGUCCCGCAGCAGGGAGGCAGUACUGUUUUCUACGGCAUCUUUGCUUCUCAGUGGCGGAGGGGAAAUCUGCGGAGCUCAGCCGUCUGUGUGUUUGACUUUGAGGCCAUCAAGCAAGCCUUUGAAGGGAAAUUCAAGGAGUUCAACAAGGAUUGUUCUCAGUGGAUGACGUAUAAUGGGCCAGCUAUCGAUCCCCGCCCUGGCAGCUGUUCGGUUGGCCCCUCCGCAGACAGAGCCCUGACGUUCAUCAAAGAACACUUCCUGAUGGACGAGAAGAUUUUGCCCAAGCAAAAUCAACCUCUCUUGGUGAAGCAGAAUGUCCAAUACACUCGGAUUGCGGUCCACCAGACCUUGAAUAUUAAGGGGGAACCAUACACCGUGAUGUUCUUGGGGACAGAUAAUGGAUUCCUUCACAAAGUAGUGGUCACCGCCAAGGGAGCUCACAUCAUCGAAGCGAUCGAGUUGUUCUGGGAGCCAGAACCGGUUCGGAACUUGCUGCUCUCUCCUGAAAAGGGUAUCCUUUAUGUGGGCUAUUCUGAAGGAGUCCUGCACAUACCGCUGGCCAACUGCAGCAUGUACAAAAGCUGCGCGGAAUGUGUGCUGGCACGAGACCCCUACUGCGCCUGGAACCGGCAUUACAGCAAAUGUAUUCAGUUCCAGAAUCUGGAGGUCCUGACUAACUGGCUGCAAGACGUCGAGUAUGGGAAUCCCGGCCUUGGAUGCCAAGACAUGAGCAAACGCUCCAGAACUUUGUUGAAGUCUCCGAAUGAUGCCGAUGACAGAGUUGUAAAAACUUUGACCUCUUCGUUGAACUCUAUGGUACGGUUGACCUGUCCUCAUGCUUCCGCCCUGGCCAACUACACGUGGAGCUAUCCGAAGGAGAAGACGGAAGGGCUGGUCAUAGAGGAAGGCAAAACCCUGGUCGUCAUUGUCCAGAGGGCCUCCCUGGGCACAUACGAGUGUUUGUCCUACGAGAACGGGUACGAGCAGGUGGUGGCCAGCUACCGCAUCCUCACCCCGAAGUACCCCGACAUCCUGGGCAGCAGCGACAAAGACGGCAUUGCCGAGGAGGGCCUGCCCCACCAGGCUCUGCCGGCGGGCAAGCGGCGUUCUUACUGGGUCCAGUUUGUGACCGUGACCGUGCUGCUGUCCAUGACCUUAGCGAUCGCAGCAGCUUUCGCUUUCUUCACUUACCACGACCGGCUGAAAGCCAAGAACAAAGUCCAGGGGUCCAGCGCCCCCGAAGGCGGCAGAGCACUUGGGCAACAGAAAGUCCCCUUAAACAGCAACCAGAGCACCCCACAAACCAACGAAUACCAGAUGCAGGGCUCUCCGACGGAAGGGGCCACUGGCGGUUCCAAGCCCUGCUGCGUGCAGCCGGAAGGCGCGUUCCAAGUGAUCGACCUCGACAACAACCGCCUGAACUCUGCCUUGGUGAACGGGGAUGACUCCAGAAAGGCCGUGGCGGUGGGUGGGAGCCUGGCUUGAUCUAGCUUUGCCCCCUCGUUGGCUGUUGCUGGGAGCGACCCUUCAAGAUUAACAUCUCGAGCUCACGGGCAACCUGAAAAAGAAUUCUUGGCCUAGCCAUUUCUAUGGCAGCAUUCAGAAAAUACCAUCCGAAAACAAGGAGUUACCUCUGAAUUCAGUUUUUCUGGUCUUGUCUGUACGAUGCCACGCAGACCUGAAAAACUGGCGCCAAGGGGCUGGGGCAGAAUCCCUUAAUAUUCAUGGGUCUUUGGGGUCCUCCCUGCAUCUGCUCUUCCUCCGUCAAUAUGGUACCAGAGCCCAUCGCCACGGCUUCUCUGCACAGUUGCUCCUAGCCAAAUUCAUAAAUCUCCAUGUGAAAUGUUUAUGGAGAUCAGGGACAAGCUGACCCCAGCCUCUUAAUCUUCUGGGUCCCAUAGGGUUUGGAGAGGUUUGGGAAUCGGAAGGUCAAGGCUGGGCUGCUUCGUUGGCUCUGCUAGACGGCCUUGAGGUUUUGUGACACAGGAGGCCGGGGCUUUCUGCUGCCAAAAAAGCAAGGAAGGGGGGAGGCCACAAAACAGUGGGUUUAAAGGAAGAGGGGGGAACAAUAAGAGACAAGUACAGCCUUCCUGUAUGAGGGAUCAGUGGGGAAGGGGAACGUCAGAGGCAGUAAUGUUGCUACGUAAAUUUGGGCCAAUGUUGAGGAUGGCGGAGUGGGAAACAGGCUGACAUCUCUGACCAAGGGAGUGCAGGCCCCACUCAGAGGGUAGUCCAUGUAUGACAGUGUCCUCUCCGGUUCCUGGUCCAGGAGGGAACUCUGUGUUUGAUGGUGCCUGGUGGAUGGAGCUGGGCAUAUGUGGUCUUGGGGCCCUGUUUUUUUUUUGUGGUAUGGGAGUAUUAUGGAAGGGUGAGGUUCCAGCUGCUCGCUGGCCCUGCUGUAAAGGAAAAUGGGGAGGGGAGACUGAGACGUGUCUGCAAGCCUCUAUGUGAAUCUGAAUCUCCCCCUCUUUAAGAACACCUUGAAGGUAUAUUUGAUCUAAAGACUGGCUUACCGUUGAUUCGAGGUUUUAUGCAAAAAAAGAAGCAAAACUUCUGUAAUCCAAAUUCAGCACCAAGGGAAAAAAAAGUGGAUUCUUCUACAGUAGCAUUUUUUUCCUCUUAUUUUUGCACAAUCCUGACAUUUUUACUAUUUUUGCAUAAAUUAUUGUGUUUUUGCUACUCUCAGAGGGGAAAGGAGCUAAGCAGGGUCCAGUGCCCCCAAACCACUGGAAAUAUUGUUCAGUCACCUUCCUUUUGGCUUCUGAUAUUUUUACAUCCCUUCACUUGCUCUGAGGACUAGAAAGCUGAGUUGUGUUUUGAACAAAAGUUGAUUGUCAGGAAGGAAGUGCUGUAAUCUACACGUUUCUUUCCCCUGCACUGUGAAUCCUUAUUUUAAAAGAAGUAGUUGAUGUUGCCUCUCUGGAGAAAUGCUUGUGGGCCACAUUCAGUAUUAUCUUUCCUGUGUACAUAUGGGGUGCUCGGAGGGGAUUUAGACCAAAGCUGCAGUGUCCAUGGCAUAAAUUGGAUUUGAACCCAUCUCUGCAGACCAGAAGACUGUUUGUUCACCCCUGCCACCUUAACAUGGGACCAAAGAACUAUGCGUGAAGGAAUUUGUACAGUCAGAGAGUGAAGGACAUUCUGAGUGUUUGAUAACAGCUGAGACGGCAGCCUUAUCUUUUUACCCAGUGUGCCCUUCUCUUGGCGUUUGCGCUUUCUGUACAAACACCGAACCUGCUUGUUCCACCUGGGUGGGGGCUGUCCCUUCUUAUCUUGCUCCAAUUUAGGAGAGAGCUGAAAUUGUUUCUUCCCUCCCACCUUCCACUAACAGCUGCAUUUCUUCAAGGCGGAACUGUUAUUCCGUGCCCAUGUAGCGCUGCUGACCUCUAGUGAGUAAAACAGCAAACCACAACUUUUGACAACUUUGUUGAGACCUCCAGUUUGUUUCUCUUGGCACUUUCCCCUGAUCUGGGGACCUUGACUGUUAGAAAAAAAAGGAAAAAACCCUCUCUUCUACUUCUUUAGGCUUGCUGUGGCCACGGAAACCGUUUGGGAGGUGGUUACGUCAAGACAGUAUUUAUUCUUAAAAUUGCUUAUUUUUUUAUGGGAUCUAAGGACGUGUCGAUUUGGAUGCAGGACUUCAGAAGCCCAGAAAGUCAUCAAGCACCCAGAUGUUCU
Molecule: messenger RNA, 5362 nt
Organism: Heteronotia binoei (common prickly gecko)
Lineage: Eukaryota; Metazoa; Chordata; Lepidosauria; Squamata; Gekkonidae
Gene: SEMA4A
Product: semaphorin 4A
Exons: 16
Coding region: 785-3172 (795 amino acids)
Biological process (GO): negative chemotaxis; axon guidance; semaphorin-plexin signaling pathway
Molecular function (GO): chemorepellent activity; semaphorin receptor binding
Source: RefSeq, a predicted model, not a curated record